Messenger RNA from Cuscuta campestris, 1324 nucleotides. Lineage: Eukaryota; Viridiplantae; Streptophyta; Magnoliopsida; Solanales; Convolvulaceae. The record is from the annotation of a GenBank genome assembly.
AGUCCUUCAUUUAAUUUCCUCUGCCGUAUUGGGGUUUGGUGGUAUUUAUCAUGCACUUCUUGGACCUGAGAUCAUAGAAGAAUCUUUUCCUUUAUUUCGUUAUGUAUGGAAAGAUAGAAAUAAAAUGACUACUAUUUUAGGUAUUCAUUUAAUAUUAUUAGGUAUAGGUGCUUUUCUUUUAGUCUUCAAAGCCCUUUAUUUUGGGGGUGUAUAUGAUACUUGGGCCCCUGGAGGGGGAGAUGUAAGAAAAAUUACGAACUUGACCCUGAGUCCAAGUAUCGUAUUUGGUUUUUUACUGAAAUCUCCCUUUGGUGGAGACGGAUGGAUUGUCAGUGUAGACGAUUUGGAAGAUAUAAUCGGAGGCCAUGUAUGGGUAGGGUCAAUUUGUAUAUUUGGUGGAAUCUGGCAUAUCCUAACUAAACCCUUUGCUUGGGCGCGUCGCGCACUUGUAUGGUCUGGCGAAGCCUACUUAUCUUAUAGUUUAGGGGCUUUAUCUCUAUUUGGUUUCACUGCUUGCUGUUUUGUCUGGUUCAAUAAUACCGCUUAUCCUAGUGAGUUUUACGGACCCACAGGACCGGAAGCUUCUCAAGCUCAAGCCUUUACCUUUUUAGUUAGAGACCAACGUCUUGGAGCAAACGUGGGAGCCGCUCAAGGUCCUACGGGUUUAGGUAAAUAUCUAAUGCGUUCCCCCACUGGCGAAGUCAUUUUUGGAGGAGAAACUAUGCGCUUUUGGGAUCUGCGUGCUCCGUGGCUAGAGCCUCUAAGGGGACCAAAUGGGUUAGAUCUGAAUCGGUUAAAAAAAGAUAUACAACCUUGGCAGGAACGGCGUUCCGCAGAAUAUAUGACUCAUGCCCCUUUAGGUUCGUUAAAUUCUGUCGGAGGCGUGGCUACUGAAAUAAAUGCAGUCAAUUAUGUCUCUCCAAGAAGUUGGUUGGCAACCUCACAUUUUUGUCUAGGAUUUUUCUUUUUUGUUGGUCAUUUGUGGCACGCGGGCCGGGCUCGGGCGGCGGCAGCUGGGUUUGAGAAAGGAAUUGAUAGGGAUUUCGAACCCGUUCUUUCUAUGACCCCGCUCAAUUGAGAACAGAUACGAAAUCAAAUUAUUCAAGUUGGUUUAUCUAUAAAAUUAAAUAUUUAAUUGCGUUUUUUAUGGCUUGGCUACGUCGGAUAGCCAAGUCAUGUCUAUUCACUGAUCAACAAUAAGGAGAGAGAGGGAUUCGAACCCUCGAUAGUUCUUUAAACUAUACCGGUUUUCAAGACCGGGGCUAUGAACCGCUCAGCCAUCUCUCCGUUAGCUACUUUAAUUUAAUAAAUUAUUAGUGGUUUA